Messenger RNA from Diplodia corticola, 1299 nucleotides. RefSeq names its product nad-binding protein. The record is from RefSeq and is a predicted model, not a curated record. Lineage: Eukaryota; Fungi; Ascomycota; Dothideomycetes; Botryosphaeriales; Botryosphaeriaceae. Gene Ontology annotation, cellular component: cytoplasm. The transcript is spliced from 2 exons. Bases 1 to 1299 code for a protein of 432 amino acids.
AUGCCUCUCACAGUCCUCACCGACCGCGACGUCAAGUCGCUUUUACACUCUCUAGGUCGACAGGACAUACUCGACUUGCAGCAAUCGCUUGGCGACGCCCUUCAUUACUACUCGACUGCCACUGAAACCGAGAGCGGCUGCUGCGCAACAUACCAGCCUCAGCGGACACAGCUCAAGAGGAAGGAUGGUAGCACGACGCUAUUUAUGCCGGCUAGCAGUAACGAUGGCCUUGGCGUGAAGAUUGUGACAUUGCCGGACCCAUCAGCAAGCAAGCCAGCUGAAGCUGAGUCGACAGCUUCGGGCGAGCCUGUGAAGCUCUCGCAGCCCCGCGGAUCCAUAACACUUCUUGAUACACAUGGAUUCCCCCGCGGCAUGGUCAACGCUGAGGAAUUGACUGCCUUCCGCACUGCCUUGGCCUCGACCAUGCUCUUCAAGAAGCGCAACAACGUGCACGACCUGACCGUCUUCGGCGCGGGCAAGCAGGCGUACUGGCACGUCCGACUGGCACUGCUGCUACGACCGGGUGAAAUCCACCACCUCAACAUCAUCAACAGGAGCUACGAGACGGCAAAGAACUUAAUGACGCAGCUGUUCGAUCCGGAGAACAACAAAGACCACAAGGUGGAUCGCCCAGACAUCAAGCUGAUCACACCCGGCCACACAGAGUACGGGCGUCUGCUCAAGUCUACAGUGCGCUCGUCCUCGGCCAUAUUCAUGACUACUCCGUCCCACGAGCCGCUGUUCCCUGCCAGCUACCUCACGAACACGGAAGGCCGGAGGAAGGGCAGAUACGUCGCGGCCAUCGGCAGCUACAAACCGCACAUGAUCGAGAUCCACCCGGACAUCCUCCGUCAGGCCGUUGCCCCGCAGCACGGCCGCCACUUCCACAAGCAUGCCAAGCAGGGUGGUGCAAUAAUCGUCGACAGCGUCGAUUCGUGCAUGCGCGAGGCCGGCGAGAUCAUCCAGGCUGGUCUAGAGAGCGACCAAGUCGUCGAGCUCGGCGAGCUCAUCAUGCUCAGGCGCGACGCCGAGGCCCGCCGGCGCAGUAGACCGGCGUCGGUGGGCGACAAUAGUCUUAGCGACCAGUCCGGCGUACAGAUUGCGGAUGACGACAAGUGCCCCGGCAAGGCAAGCAGCGGCGGCCUAGACGAUGCCGACCUGGGCCUCAAAGAUUGGUUGGCAAGGGGGAAUGUGAUUUACAAGAGCGUCGGUCUGGGGUUGAUGGAUGUGGUCGUUGGCGCAGAACUCGUGGCGCUUGCGGACUCGAGGGGCGUUGGUGUGCGCAUUGAGGACUUCUGA